AUGCACAACAAUUCGAAUGGCACCGUGACGGCAACUAAACCGGAACAAGACCGUAAUGCAGUGGAAGGCGCGAAAAGCGGCGAACCGGCGAGUGAUGAGAUGGCCCACGAGGAAAGUGAACGCGACGCGCGAGAGAUCAGUGAAAAAGAAGAACAAGAAGCGACCGAAGCGGCAGAAGAUUCGACUGAAGUUCUUGAACCAAACACAGUGGAAACGUUGCUGGAACACGACGAUGACGGGGAGGAAAGUAUCAAACCAGCGGAAGAAUCAGCCGAUGCUCCCGAUGAUGACGAAGCAAUGAAAGAUGAACAGCCGGAAGAAGACCAACCUGCCGAGCACAAGGACGAUGAUGCAGAUGCAGUGCUACUCGAGGAGUUAAUUGAAGAAGAGGACGUUACGGAGGAGCUACAAGCUGAAGCGCCUAGUGCGGCACCGCGCAAGGAACGGACUAAGGUUGAGUUAGAUCUGUGCCGUGUUUGCAUGGGCUCGGAAAACCUGUCGGAUAUCUUCCAACUGGAAGGACCGGUGCGUAUCAGUGAUAUAAUCAUGAAGGUAUGCACCACCAUUCGCAUCACCGAGAGGGAUCAUUUGCCGCACAAAAUAUGCGAACGUUGCCUGGGCCAGGUGCGGAUCGUUAACGAGUUCAAGGCUCGGUGCGAAGCAUCUGACAAGGAACUGCGGAAAAACCUCAAACGGAGCGCCAACAAAACUCGGCCAACGGGUGUCAUAGUCGUCAACUGUCCCAUGUCCGAAUCGGACAACGAGGACGAGCCCAUCGAUGACGAUGAGUACAAAGUGUCCCAGUCGGAGGUGGAAUCAGAGCCGGUUACUUCCGAUGACAGUUUUUCGCCCCCAAACAAGCGUAAACGUACGCCGAAAAAGCGUGGCCGAAAACCGGCGCAGUACAAAACACCAGGCAGAAGAGGUCGACCGGGACGAAAACCGAAGAACAUGGUGAUUUCUCCGGUGGUAGUUACUACGCCCGUAAUAAAGCGUGGUCCUGGUAGGCCACCCAAAAAUCCCAAAACGUCCACACUGUCCAACGUGGUGUACAUCAAGGCCCCCGUCGAUUCAAGCUCUGAGUCGGAGGAGGAAGAAAUCGUGAAAGCGCGUCGAAGGCGCGGAGAACAUCCCUGCCCUAAGUGUGAUGAUGUGUUACCGAGUCAACUUGCACUGAAGCAGCACCUUAAGUCACAUCCCGGAGACGUGUUCAACUGUGAGCGAUGCACGCUGUGGUUCAAGAAGCAGCAAACGCUAAUGAACCACAUGGAGCGGCAUAAGAAAGCGGAUCGGAAACAGGAAGAGAAACGGAGGGAACGCGACCAGCGCCAGCAACAUAAGGAAUUGUACCGGAGGUCAGAGCCGGAUAGUCGACCCAUCAAUCCGCAAUUCACGUCCGUCAGCCCCGACAAGAAGAAGAAACCGGAUCCGGCACCGGCCAGCAGCGGGAGGGACUUAUUCAAGUGCGUAGCUCCUCUGACGUCCACCUAUUGGAGUGAUAGUUUUUCAGAUUAAUUUUCACUUGCCGACAUCACAACGACGAGUCCCAAAGCUCUGAUGUGCAAUUGCGGACUAGGACAUUUCUGCAGAUAAUUUCAAAUAAUAGAAUGUAAUUAGCGUGAGAAAAGGAGAUCAAAAUGUGUGUAGGUAAGGUAAUGAAGCCUAGUAACAAAGGCCAUCUAACAGUAGCAAUUUUAGUAGAUAAAAAGAACAAACCUGUUUUUAUACGUAUGAACAGAAACCCAUACUUUACGAUGUUACUUGCAUUAUUUUUUAAUCAAAUCAUUCGCUUUUCCGAUAUUUCAUCGUUUUUCAAUUGUAUUUAGGCACAGCUGCCCGUCUUUAGAAAACACUUUACACCACUCUACAAUAUCAGGUUUUUCAAAAUAGAAUUCUACAAAACGUCAUUCAUGAUAUUGUCAUUCUGGCUGCCAAUUAGAAUUUUCACAAGUACGGGUCCGUGCUUAUUUCGACGACCUUUCUCAAAGCAAAGUGAGCUUGUCGUCAAGUGGGCAAAUCGAAAAGCAUUACAAUCAAAAUUAACCAUUUUCAGCAAAUGUCACGCCUUGAGCGAUAAGAAACAAAAUAACAUCAAUCCUUAUAAUUAUUAAAGUUGCGUGUUGUAAUGUUAAUGGGUAAAUAAUAAGUGGUUCGUUGGUUUGCCAGAGUUUAGUCGUACAUUUUUUUUUUCUAGGAUAAUACAAAAAAGGACACACAUUGGCACAACAGCUGUUACAAGCAAUCACUAGGCCUUUGCUAAAUAAUUGUAACUUUCGUAAUUAUUUUGGUCGGAAGGGUCGGAUAAUUUAACACAACACAUCGAAGGUCAGAAAAGCUAACAGGUAGGAACGGCAGAUAAAGAUUGUUCCCAUCUCACCUGUUGAACCGUAGACCUCUACACGAUUUUCUUUAUUCAGGAUUGGUUGCUUGAACAUGCAUGAACCAUAAUGGUAAAAGUUUUUAGUUUUUCCAAACGUGCCUAACGUGGUUAAGCAUCAUUAUUGACAGGAGUCUAUCGGUUUUCUUUAUGAACGACUGAGGUACCGACAUUAAAAUUAGAGUAUCUAAUUUUAAGAGCCGAAAGUCAACGUCUGCUAACUAGUUUAAAAUCAAUAGUGAUCGUAAUGAGGAAGGAUACUUGGAUGCUGAUUGGCUUCGACAUUCCGAGAAAUGUUUUUCCAAUCGUCCAAUCCAACAAAAUCAAUAGUCGAAUUCAUUCAGCCGAAUUGUUUUCAAAUAGGUCAUUAACAUUAAGUUUACACGUCAAAUAAGGUUUUACUAAUCUUUUUUUCUAACAUAUGCAAACUAUACAUAAUUGAGCUUUAGCUGAAUUUUGCAAGCUUUGAGUUUUAGUUAAAAAUUAAAUCAUGUUUACAGUAUAAUUUUCAUUUCGUUGUUUUUUAGCUGUUUUUUUCGCAUACAAUAAAUCAGUUUGAUCGAAGCGCGGUCAAUAGCGUUGCAAACAAGCCACGGAGAUACAAACAUCCUUUGGCCAUCGCUACUCCGAAACCGUAAACUUGUGAAUCACGCGGAAAACAAAAUGCUUAAUCAACAAAAACAAAAAAAAAAGUUUUUUUUAUUUGUUUCAAAAAGCACACCCAUCGCUCCAGGUUUGCCAGGGCCAGAAAUUGUCGUGUCGGUGUAUAAUGUAAUAUAGUCAAAUGAAGAACAUGCGAAUAUAUGUGAGGAACACUUUUUUAUUAACCCAUUGAACAUUCUAGUUUGCUUGUAAUACAGUCAGAAUUAUUCUGAAUAUCAUUAAGUCAGUUUGGCCGGGAAAAGUCUAGUUCUAUGAGUUUCAAUUAUAAAUCGAAGCAUAUUGUAUGUAACCAUGAAUGUCCUAUAGUGGCUAAGUUUAUUCACUCAAACAAUGUUGUAAAUAACGUCGUUUGCUUCAUUUGAUCUGUACAA
Messenger RNA from Anopheles cruzii, 3411 nucleotides. RefSeq lists its product as uncharacterized. NCBI's taxonomy places the organism in Eukaryota, Metazoa, Arthropoda, Insecta, Diptera, Culicidae. Gene Ontology annotation, molecular function: zinc ion binding. The transcript has 2 exons. Gene Ontology annotation, cellular component: nucleus. The coding region runs from base 1 to 1515 and encodes 504 amino acids. The record is from RefSeq and is a predicted model, not a curated record.